UGGUAACUCCUGCUGCACAGCAACAGGUUCUGGUUCUGCCGGUUGUUCUGAAGACAUAUCUGGACCGCUGGUUCUGCUCCAUCCUCCUUUCUGAUCUUUUGUGUGCGGAGAGAGAUGUAAAGGUCUUUGGGAAUAAAUGCAGAGUUUCUAGUUGUUCAGCCCCAAAGAGCUGAAGGAGACAAGGGUUCCCAGCUCUGAGUGGGAUGUUAACAGACUGGUGGCGCGUUGAGGCUGAAGGAGCAUGGUGAAACACCAACCGUUACAGGUCUAUGAGAAGCAGGUCUUUCUGUCUUUGGUUACUGGGAUCUAUGGUUGCCGCUGGAAACGCUACCAGCGUUCCCAAGACGAGAGCUCCAAGUGGGAAUGUGCAUGGUUCAUCAUCUUGAGCAGUUCUUUCCUCCUGCUUCUCCUGUGGGCCUAUUUUUGGUUGGUUUCUCAGAAUGAUUUUAACGACUUCAACUGGUCCGUCUACAAUCAUUCUGGGGAAUGGAGGGACGAGACCGUCCCCAUUCUCACCUCAACCACUGUGGGACUCAGCUAUAUCACAUUCCUCUUGAUUUUGGCACUUUUCCACAUAUCACUGGGUCAACAACUGAACCUAUACUGGGUUCAUAAGAUCGGAGUAUUGGCUACGCUACUCACCACUGUCUCUGGUUUUGUCUCUGUGGACGACAUUUGGGGAGAUGAGUGGGAAAUCAUUCAUAUUUCACUACAGUUCACUGCCCCUUUCCUGCACAUCGGAGGCCUGGUCACUGUCACAGCUGUCAGCUGGCUGGUGGCCGGCUAUGUCGUUCGCAAAGAGAGAUCCAAUUUUCAGGGGAUGGUGUUGGCAGUCUUCAUCAUAGUCCUUCUGGCUCUCUGCCUUGCUCCUCUUACCUUCACCUGCCCCUGUAUUAUGGACCGUCAUGUCCUCAAACCACCACCAGCCAUUAUUGGUAGACGAGGAGCUCCUAUGGUGACAUGGGCCCCUGACACAGACAGAGGACGGGUGCGAGCCCUUCACCAAACCACAAACGAGAAGCUGUCUGUGGAAGAGAUAAGGCACAGGGGAAUUACAAGUGUGACCCUCCACUAUAGAAAGAUCAGCUACGAAGACAUUCAGGAAUAUCUGGCACACAAUGUGAGCGUGACUGUCUACCCUGUGAAUGAGCCUUGGCUGUACUCCAUUCUGUGGUGUAGCGGGGUGCCUUCCGUAUCCUCCGAUGCCCCUCAAGUUCUUCACAAAGUGCCUUACCCCGUCUGGCUCAUGAGUCACAGUGCUUACAACUUCAUCUGGAUCUCUUCAGACAUUGUCUCUGUUGCUGUCAUCAUGGGAAUUUUCUUUUUCCAGAAGUGGAGAAUAGGCGGGAUGCAGAACUACAAUCCAGAACAGAUCAUGUUGAGCGCUGUGGUGCGACGACCAAGUCGAGACGUCAACAUCAUGAAAGAGAAACUCAUUUUUUCAGAGUUGAACAAUGGGCUGGGCAGCACUGAGGAGCUGUCUCUGUUUCCUGAGAACGGUCAUGUCAGAAGCUCUCAUGGACGCCUCAACUGCUGAACAACACAAACUGAUAUAAAAUAUAUUCUGUCUGAUGCAGUAAAAAAAACACUGAUUAUUAUUCAGACUAAAAAGGUCUCUUGUUAGCGGCACUGAUGGAAGGUGCUGCUUCUAGCCGAAAUGCGGAUAAAUGUUUCCCUGUAUAGCCUGUUUAUUAACUUGAAUAUUAUUAUAAAAAGGCUGUUUUGGUCAAAUAAAUAACUUUUUGAUGUGUUUUAUUGUAAAUCAUUUUCCUGACGUUUUCAACAAACCUGCAAAAACUAAAAUAAAAACAUUAGUCAUUAGGGCAACAGUGUUAGCCUUAAGUUUGAACAGCUGGCUGGUAUCCUUCAUUAACUAAGAGACUGGUUCAAAAAUGAGAUGAAGAAAUGAAAAUGGAAAUGCAUUCCAAAAAGUAAAAAACAAUCCACUGGACUUUGUUUCCAAAUUUGAAGACGUUUCGCUUCCCAUCCAGGAAGCUUUUUCAAUUCGAAAUGUCAGAAUUAGCUUUGAGUUCAAAGCUUUUAUAGAACGGCCCAAAAACCAAGCCUUGUUCGGGAAAAGACUCGGCGGUACAUCUAGACCUUAUGGACAAAGGACAUUCUUUUGAGGACCAGAAUGUGUUAGGAUUUGUUUGUGGAUAGUGGACCCAAAAGCAGAAGGUAGAGGUGAAUUUAUAGUAGAUUUAAUAAUGAGUUACCGGAAACAGAGGCAGGUUAUCAAAAAAAUCUAAAUGUAAUCAAAGUCCAAAACAAACAAGAAACCAGGAGUCCAAAAAAUGAAAAAGUUCAAAACAUGAAAAUAAGUAAAACAAACCAGAAACAAUGGAGACAUCAGAGGAAUUACUGUAAUCACGAGGAAGGCUCAGAGAGACAAGUUGGAGGAAGAUUGACGAGGUUAGACGGUGUUUGACGAGGACCCAGCAAAGAGGAACUGAAGAGAGGGGGCUUUUAAAGGAGACUGAGACAAAGAGAGGGCUAAUAAGGAAACUGGGAGCAGGUGUGCACAGAACAAGAGAGGGA
Cyprinodon variegatus (sheepshead minnow) is the source of this 2538-nucleotide messenger RNA. RefSeq names its product glycerophosphodiester phosphodiesterase domain-containing protein 5-like. Gene Ontology annotation, cellular component: plasma membrane. Bases 242 to 1537 code for a protein of 431 amino acids. Gene Ontology annotation, biological process: positive regulation of neuron differentiation; lipid metabolic process. The transcript is spliced from 13 exons. NCBI's taxonomy places the organism in Eukaryota, Metazoa, Chordata, Actinopteri, Cyprinodontiformes, Cyprinodontidae. Gene Ontology annotation, molecular function: glycerophosphodiester phosphodiesterase activity. The record is from RefSeq and is a predicted model, not a curated record.